CAGCUACCCCACCGGAAGCGGAAGUGCCUGAGAGAGACUAGAUUGGAAACCCUAGUCAUAGUGGUGAUACAGAUAGCGCUAUGGCGGCCUCGAGUCUCCCGCCGCUGCCCUCGCAGCUGAAGCCCGUCCAGCAUUUCCUGAGGACCGCGCAGGAGCUCGAGAAGCGCGAGCCUGUGGUGGCCUAUUACUGCCGUUUGUAUGCUAUGCAGGCAGGUAUGAAGAUUGAUAGUAAAAAUCCAGAAUGUCGCAAAUUUUUGUGCAAGCUCAUGGAUCAACUUGAAGCUAUGAAGAAGCAGCUGGGUGAUAAUGAAGCUGUUACUCAGGAAAUAGUUGGUUGUGCCCAUGUGGAGAAUUAUGCUUUGAAAAUGUUUCUUUAUGCAGAUAAUGAAGAUCGAGCUGGGCGGUUUCACAAAAACAUGAUUAAGUCUUUUUAUACUGCAAGCCUCCUAAUAGAUGUACUGACUGUGUUUGGAGAACUAACAGAUGAGAAUGUUCAGCACAGAAAAUAUGCCAGAUGGAAGGCAGCUUAUAUUCAUAAUUGUCUAAAGAAUGGAGAGACUCCACAGUCUGGACCUAUUGGAUUGGAAGGAGAAUUCUAUGAUGAAAAUGAGGACGUUAGCUCUCCAGCUUUACCUAACCAAGAAUCACAACCAUCAUCAUCCACCUUUGACGUGCCCACAAGCAACGUGCCCACAAGCAAUUACACUGGCAUACAAAUCCCACCUGGUGCUCAUGCUCCAGCUAACACUCCUGCUGAAGUGCCUCACAGCACAGGUGUUACAAGCAGUACAGUUCAACCCACUCCUCAAAAUAUUCCAAUUGUAGACCCUUCACUUUAUAAUGUCCAGCCUGGAGGGGAAACUCGUUUGACUCCUGAAGACUUUGCCAAGGCCCAGAAAUACUGCAAAUAUGCUGGCAGUGCUUUGCAAUAUGAAGAUGUAAGCACUGCUGUGCAGAAUCUACAAAAAGCCCUCAAGCUGCUGACUACAGGCAAAGAAUGAGGUCUUUGUCUUUGACUGAUGCUUAAAGAACUAACAGUCGAUUACUCCUACCUUCAACCUGUCAAACAAACACAGUUACACAAAACUUUUUGAUUUCUCUGACAAGAAAACAAAAUCUGCUUCUGUAUCAGAUUCUUUCUACAGUCUGGAGCUAUGGCCUGCCUUUACUUCUUGACAAAGUAACAGGAACCAUCUGAGGAAAAUGAUUUGAACUCACAGUGCAAGUUCUGAGUACAGUACUUCUGAUCCAUUGAUGUGAACUGUCCAGACCUUUAUGCUAUUGUUUUUUUUUUUAUAAUUUUGAGGUGUGAGGGUGGAGGUAUUUGCCACAAGUAUCAAACAAAAUUGUUUGGAAAUGCAAUUUAAGGGGUAAGUUCACAAUAUAAGAAGAGGAGGAAUAUACCAUCAGAUUCUGUUGUAACAGAAGGAGAAAGCAGGAGACAUUUUCUUAGGUGCUGUUAAAUCAAUGUAGAAAAAGUAGGUAGUAUUUGUAAGAUAUUUUGGGAAAACCAUCCUAAUAAUUUGUGAUUGCAGCAUUCAGUCAAGCUGUAUGAUCUGCUGUGUUUGGUUUUUUUUUUCUCUUUGUGGGUAUAAAAGAAAGAUGCAUCCAAAAUCUAAAACCCAGCUGCUGAUAGUUUCAACUCUAUACCUUACAAAAAAGCCAUUGUUCUAAUUAAAUAUCUCAACUAUGGUGUUGAGCUGUUCACAGUAUAUUUUAUUUGUGUCCAUUCCCAAACAGUAAAUUUGCUGCAUAAAUCAAAAUUUUCAACUAAUGCUGGAUUAUAGAUAACAUUAAAACAUAUUUGACCCUUUACAUGUAAUGCUGAAUUCUUAAUAUAAUUUCAAAAUGUAUAUGUAUAUAUAUAUAUAUAGUUUUAACAAUGAAUAAAAUAGUCCAGUUUCAAACACAUAGUUCUUGUUGAUGUA
Sceloporus undulatus (fence lizard) is the source of this 1928-nucleotide messenger RNA. RefSeq names its product vesicle trafficking 1 (gene VTA1). NCBI's taxonomy places the organism in Eukaryota, Metazoa, Chordata, Lepidosauria, Squamata, Phrynosomatidae. The record is from RefSeq and is a predicted model, not a curated record. The transcript is spliced from 8 exons. Bases 81 to 1001 code for a protein of 306 amino acids. Gene Ontology annotation, biological process: late endosome to vacuole transport via multivesicular body sorting pathway. Gene Ontology annotation, cellular component: multivesicular body.